AAUGACCAUUGAAUCCCCAAUCACUGAAGUAGGUCGUCAUCUUUACCUCCAACCAUAGAGGGCAGUGUUGCCAUGGAACUCCUGAGAAAGGCUUUCACAAGAAAGGACUUUAUUAUUGAACUUGAACCAAAUGUUACUUUGUUUGUUUUUGGUUGACUAACAAUUCUUGCUGCAUACUUAAUGUGGACAUUGUAUUUUUAUUUGUUUUAUUAAGUGUACAUUUUUUACCUCACAUGCUUUUAUUUUGAAGUCUGGAAAAGGAAGUGCAGCAGCACUCUUUGUGUACAUUGGCGCUCUUUUUACGUGAAGCGCCAUUCUGAUUUAACGUUAAGAGAGAAAGGAUAAACCCUUGGGUACUCACUGUACAAAUGUUUGUUUUAAAAAGGUUUCUUUCUACAUCUUAGCUCCUGGCUGAAGGGCACAAGCUCUUACGGUGUUUUUGGAAAUUAAAUUCUUUAUAAACAUCAGUUCCUGAGAGUAAGAUGCAUCUGUUCAGCCGGGAAUGCUACAGUAAGAGCUUUACCCAGAAGAACAACAGCUUCACCUAAUCAGUCCUACCUCACCUCUGAAAGCUGUCUAAUGACAACCAAAGGACUUGAUAUGAUAAUCUAGUCCAAUGCACGCCUGUAAAGAAAAUGGAUGCUUCUGAAAAUAAGGACCUCGACCAGCAAGUGGAGGCCCCUCAUAAUGGAACGGAAGAGGAGGAGCUUCACCGUUCUGGUCGACAACGCAACCCCACGGAGAAGAUGCGUGCGUAUAAAGAGGAGGAAGCCCUAAAAAGGGAGAAAAGGUUGAUUCAGCUGUAUGAAAAAUGGAAGGACCUGGCUCGCAACACAAGGGAAGAGCUAAAAACAGACGUUAGUGAGAGUCAACUGGUAGUUCUUAUUAACACACUUGAGAAGGGAAGGGAUGAUGUUAUGCAUGUCUACCUGGAAAUCAGAGAUUACAUUGCUCCAUCCAGUGACACUAGACGCAGAAUCGACACUUGUGAAGCUGUGACAAAAGAUAUUUCGAAGAUAAUUUUUGACAGAAUGGCAUGUCUUGAGGACUUUGACAGAGAAAAUGUAAAACACAGCCUGCGUGAUUUACUCCAUCACAAUUAUGCUCGCUCUGUCUAUGGAUCCACAGUCUCACGCCCCACAUCAUCAAGGUCUACAGUUAUGUCCAUUGCAGCCAAGCGUGCAGAUGCAGCAGCUGAUUUAGCAGCCAAAGAAGCAGAAUACUCAGUCAUACAAGAGAUUGAAGCUCGAAAGUGUGAACUGGAAAAACUAAAAGCAGAGAAGGAUCUAAAAGCAGCUAGAGCCAGACUACAGGCCUAUGAUCAAGAAAUGGCACAGGAAGUCAGCAUACAUUCUUCACACUCACAUACAAGGGAACAGCAGGAUGUAAGUGUAGCGGUGCAGCAGCAUGUAGUUCCAUUUCCCAUCCAAUGUCCUACCAACAUCACAGCAACACUACCUCCUCCAAAAUCUGAUAUAUCUUAUCUCGCUCAAGCUAUCCAAGAUAGCAUAGCCCUGAACAGACUGCCUACAACAGAACCAUCUGUGUUCAGUGGUGAUCCUAUCCAGUUCAUUGAGUGGAAGGCUGCAUUUGUGUCGCUCAUUGAUGGAAAGGCCAUUUCUUCUGCCGACAAGCUGCACUAUUUAAAAAGGUAUGUUGGUGGGCCAGCUCGUAAGUCUCUUGAUGGUAUCUUCUACAGAGAUGAUGAUGAGGCUUAUAAUGAUGCAUGGAACAAGUUGAACCAACGGUAUGGACAGCCAUUUGUCAUACAGAAAGCAUUUAGAGAAAAACUAGCUAAAUGGCCUAAGAUUCAGCCUAAAGAUGCUGAAGGUUUCAGAGAUUUCUCUGACUUCUUGAAUGCGUGUCAUCAAGCUAUGCCUCAUGUCAAAGGGCUUGAAAUAUUGGAUGAUUGUGAUGAAAAUCAGAAACUUGUACACAAAUUACCAGAUUGGGCAGCAGCACGGUGGAACCGCCAGGUCACGCAGACACUUAUUGAGACUCAUGACUUUCCAAAGUUUAUAGAUUUUGUGACCUUCAUGUCAAUGGAAGCAGAGGUUACUUGCAAUCCAGUCACCUCCUUCAGUGCUCUUCGUGCCUCUGACCCCACUUCAGAAGAACGAAACCUUAAGGACAGUAAAAGGAACAGGGCUAACGUCUUUCACAUUCAAACAACUACAGAAAAUAAACAAAAUGAUAAAAACGAACAAAAGCCCACUAAAGGAAAUUAUAAUAUGUGUCUCUUCUGCAAAGACAGCAAGCAUAAGAUUCACAGCUGUUUUAAAUUUGUGGCAAAGUCAUUAGAAGAGAAACGGAAAUAUGUGAAGGAGAACAAGCUCUGCUAUGGUUGCAUGAGACCAGGCCACAGCGCAAAAGACUGCCGUCACCGUCUGUCCUGUGACACCUGUAGAGGUAAACAUCCAACGUGUCUACAUGAUGAAAACUACACAAAGAAAAUCAACACUGCACCAGUCUCAAAUCAAGGUGACACAGAGAUGGCUACUAGUACGUCUCACAAAGUAGAGAAUGAUGAGCCAUCCACCAAUACUUCAAUGAUAGUGCCAGUGUGGGUAUCAACCGAGAGGAAUCCAGCCUCUGAAAAACUUGUUUAUGCUCUGCUUGACACCCAGAGUGAUACUGUGUUUGUCGACCGAGAUCUGAGCAACAAGCUACAAGCUGACUCCUGUCCUGUGAGACUGAAGUUGACAACCAUGACUGCAAAAGAUGUUGUUAUGCCGAGUGAAAAGGUGUCCGGUCUCAAAGUAAGAGGCUUCAGCUCCACUGUUGUCCUCAACCUUCCUCCUGCCUACACUAAGGACUCCAUUCCAGUGAACCGUACUCACAUCCCUACUUGUGACACAGCACGACACUGGAAGCAUCUCUCUACAAUAGUGGACAAAAUUCCACCACUGCAGGAUUGUGAGGUUGGUCUCCUAAUAGGCUACAGUUGUCCAAAGGCUUUGGCACCAAAACAGGUGAUUUUAGGAGGAGACGAUGAGCCUUAUGCAGUCCAUACAGACCUAGGAUGGAGUAUUGUUGGUCGCCUGUCCACACACCAUGAAUCACAAAGCUUCAACACCAUCUGUCAUAGAGUAAGCACUAAAGAGCUUCCCCAGUGA
Molecule: messenger RNA, 3116 nt
Organism: Siniperca chuatsi (mandarin fish)
Lineage: Eukaryota; Metazoa; Chordata; Actinopteri; Centrarchiformes; Sinipercidae
Exons: 2
Coding region: 636-3116 (826 amino acids)
Molecular function (GO): zinc ion binding; nucleic acid binding
Source: RefSeq, a predicted model, not a curated record